AGUCGUACCACAGGUGAGGCUCGGUUCAAUAAAGACAGGCCGAAUAAUUCCUCAACCUGAUAUUUGUUUCCAUAAUUUUUCGGCUGUGACAAUCAGCAAAAAAUUGUUUUUUUCAGAUCUCGAGAGACAUAAACAUACGACAAAUGGCAUUGAGCUACACAAGAUUGUUCUGUCAAAGGGGUCUUAAUGUCGGACAGCUCAAGGGGAUUCUCGGGCCCAGCAGUUCCGUGGGUAUGCCAUCGACAUUGAGCAGGUGUGCAGCUGUUCAGGCUUGUGAGUCGUAUGUCGAGAAGAAUAAACGAUUGAAGAGGCCAAUGUCACCGCAUUUGACUAUUUACAAACCACAAUUGACAUCAAUGCUGUCAAUCACACAUCGAGGCACUGGAAUGGCACUUGCUUUCUAUGCAACUGGGGCUGGUGCAGCCAGUCUGUUCUUGCCUGGAGGUGUGAAUUGUGUCAUCGAUUCAAUAGCUGCCAUGAGCCUGGCGAGUCCUAUUCUAUUCCUUCUCAAAUUUGCGGUAGCCUGGCCAGCAACUUACCACUACUUGAACGGAAUUCGUCACUUGGGAUGGGACAUGGGACAGUUCCUCACGAUCAAGCAGGUCUACAGCACCGGUUGGACUGUCCUCGGGCUAUCAGUAAUUUCAGCCUUCAUUCUAUCUGCCAUGUUUUGAAGUUAAAAUCCUAGGUGACAGUUUCACCGAAAUAUUCAUUGUAUUAUAUCUGUCUUUGAAAUAAAAUUAUUGAGUAAUUUAUUAGAG
Messenger RNA from Diachasma alloeum, 761 nucleotides. RefSeq names its product succinate dehydrogenase cytochrome b560 subunit, mitochondrial (gene Sdhc). Gene Ontology annotation, molecular function: succinate dehydrogenase activity; electron transfer activity. The transcript is spliced from 6 exons. Gene Ontology annotation, cellular component: membrane. The record is from RefSeq and is a predicted model, not a curated record. Lineage: Eukaryota; Metazoa; Arthropoda; Insecta; Hymenoptera; Braconidae. Bases 144 to 674 code for a protein of 176 amino acids. Gene Ontology annotation, biological process: mitochondrial electron transport, succinate to ubiquinone; tricarboxylic acid cycle.